GAGGCCGCGCCGCAGCGGAGCUUCGGCACCGGAGGCUGGGAUUGAAAGGGCUCAUUCUGAUUGGCUGAUAGCAUUCGGCUCAUCGACCAAUCCUAGCGUGGUGUUUGAAAAGAACCAAUAGCAAAGCACUUCGUUCUAUGUGUUACGUCACUACGCCAGAUGUCCAAUAGAAGUGCUGAUUUCUGAUACCGGAGAUUUGCAUAAGGGCUCUAUAAAUACGGGAGUAAUCGCAUUAUCCGGCACUCCGCUGUGACUGAGCAGUCAGGCAGCUGCAGCCAUGCCCGAGCCGGCCAAGUCCGCCCCCGCGCCCAAGAAGGGCUCCAAGAAGGCGGUGACCAAGACGCAGAAGAAGGGCGACAAGAAGCGCAAGAAGAGCCGCAAGGAGAGCUACUCCAUCUACGUGUACAAGGUGCUGAAGCAGGUGCACCCCGACACGGGCAUCUCGUCCAAGGCCAUGGGCAUCAUGAACUCUUUCGUCAACGACAUCUUCGAGCGCAUCGCGGGUGAGGCGUCGCGCCUGGCGCACUACAACAAGCGCUCCACCAUCACCUCGCGGGAGAUCCAGACGGCCGUGCGCCUGCUGCUGCCCGGCGAGCUGGCCAAGCACGCCGUGUCCGAGGGCACCAAGGCUGUCACCAAGUACACCAGCUCCAAGUAGGGCGUCUCGGACUGUCACUUAUAACCCAAAGGCUCUUUUAAGAGCCACCAAAUUUUUCAAUAAAAGGGCUGAAUCAGUGCUAUUAGUGGGGAGGUACGUAAAUACUUAAUAUUUGCACGUUAAUUAUUAGAUGACGUGUCCUCUACCAAGCUUAAAUGAACGUACUAAAUUUUUAAGAUUACCUUGUCUAUGUGCGGUAUAUAAACUUGGUUGUUAACCUCUAAUCCGGUUCCGUCUCAAAAGGGGCUUGAAAGCAGCAACAGCUUUUCCAGUUCAAAGUCCCGUGGUAAAGGUGAAAUUGUGAAAAUUUUCUAAGUGUUAAAUGCCUUUUACCAAAUUUACUAGCAUUUACUUUCAGUGCACUACAGCAGUAAAAUAAAGGUUUCAUCUUGGCCGCUU
Taeniopygia guttata (zebra finch) is the source of this 1057-nucleotide messenger RNA. Lineage: Eukaryota; Metazoa; Chordata; Aves; Passeriformes; Estrildidae. The record is from RefSeq and is a predicted model, not a curated record.